GCAGGAACCUCCUUAUCCAGACCACAGCCAUGGCCACAUCGGCAAGCUCCCAACUCAGCAAAGCCAUUAAGCACAUGUACAUGAAGCUGCCACAGGGGGAGAAGGUCCAAGCGAUGUACAUCUGGAUUGAUGGGACAGGGGAGCACCUCCGCUGCAAAACCCGCACUCUGGACCAUGAGCCCAAGAGCCUUGAAGAUCUCCCUGAGUGGAAUUUUGAUGGCUCCAGCACCUUCCAGGCUGAAGGCUCCAACAGUGACAUGUACUUGCGACCUGCUGCUAUGUUUCGGGACCCUUUUCGCAAGGAUCCAAAUAAACUAGUUCUCUGCGAGGUCUUCAAAUACAACCGUCAGUCUGCAGAGUCAAAUCUCCGACACACCUGCAGGAGGAUUAUGGAUAUGGUGUCUAACCAGCACCCCUGGUUUGGGAUGGAGCAAGAGUACACUCUUCUGGGGACAGAUGGACAUCCAUUUGGCUGGCCUUCCAAUGGCUUCCCUGGACCCCAAGGUCCGUACUACUGUGGUGUAGGGGCAGAUAAAGCCUAUGGCAGAGACAUUGUGGAGGCCCACUACCGAGCGUGCCUUUAUGCUGGUGUGAAAAUUGGAGGAACUAAUGCAGAAGUGAUGCCAGCCCAGUGGGAGUUCCAGGUGGGACCAUGCGAAGGGAUUGAGAUGGGGGAUCACCUAUGGAUUGCACGCUUCAUCCUCCAUCGGGUGUGCGAAGACUUUGGUGUCGUCGUGUCCUUUGAUCCCAAACCCAUCCCUGGGAACUGGAACGGUGCUGGCUGUCAUACCAACUUCAGCACCAAGAGUAUGAGGGAAGAUGGAGGUCUCAAGCACAUUGAAGAGGCCAUCGAGAAGCUGAGCAAGCGUCAUCAGUACCACAUCCGUGCCUAUGACCCCAAAGGGGGGCUUGACAAUGCCAGGCGCCUGACUGGUUUCCAUGAGACAUCCAACAUCCAUGAGUUCUCUGCUGGUGUGGCCAACCGUGGUGCCAGCAUCCGCAUCCCCAGGAAUGUGGGCCAGGAGAAGAAGGGCUACUUUGAGGACCGCCGGCCCUCUGCCAACUGUGAUCCUUAUGCUGUGACAGAGGCCCUUGUCCGCACGUGUCUCCUGAACGAAACUGGAGAUGAGCCGUUUGAGUACAAAAACUAAGCAGACUGCGCCCACAGGCACCAACUUCACCCUGCACUUCCCACACCCCUAAACUUCCCUUCUAGAUGUAAUCCCAAGGGUACAGGAUAACACAUUUUGUGUCUCAGUAA
Nestor notabilis (Kea) is the source of this 1261-nucleotide messenger RNA. RefSeq names its product glutamate-ammonia ligase (gene GLUL). The record is from RefSeq and is a predicted model, not a curated record. Bases 30 to 1151 code for a protein of 373 amino acids. The transcript has 6 exons. Gene Ontology annotation, molecular function: glutamine synthetase activity. Gene Ontology annotation, cellular component: cytoplasm. NCBI's taxonomy places the organism in Eukaryota, Metazoa, Chordata, Aves, Psittaciformes, Psittacidae.